Xenopus laevis (African clawed frog) is the source of this 632-nucleotide messenger RNA. RefSeq names its product interferon lambda-3-like (gene ifnl6.L). NCBI's taxonomy places the organism in Eukaryota, Metazoa, Chordata, Amphibia, Anura, Pipidae. The transcript has 5 exons. Bases 1 to 540 code for a protein of 179 amino acids. The record is from RefSeq and is a predicted model, not a curated record.
AUGGCAAUUCCUAUCAGACUGGCCGCCAUGAUGGUCCUGCUGGUGACAGUGACAGCACAUCCACACAGAAGGCACUGCCACAUGUCCAGAUACAGAUCCCUGUCCCCCAGUGAUAUAAGGGCCGUCAGACUUCUGCACAAUGAACAUGAGAAAAGUCCUUUCAGCGAUGGGAUAAAAUGUCAGAAGAAAAUGUUUCGCCAUAAGCCGUCUGUGUGUGACCUGAAGGCAAGUGACAAACAGAUUCUGACUCUAGAGAGAGUGACGUUGGCUGUAGAUGUGCUGACAAACAUGACCGAGUCUUCACUGAGUGAAUUUGUUUCCCAACCGCUUGAGUUUUUCCGGAGCCUGGAAGAUGAUCUGAAGCACUGUAGAAAGUCUCCAUUGUACAGUGAUUCUCCCUCCCAAACGUUGAUGCCUUGGCUGAACCAUCUCAAGCAUUUCAGAGAAAGGGUUUCUGUUCAGUGUGUCCAGGAUGCCGUGUUGCUCAGCCUAAUCCAGCUGCUAAUUGAAGAUGUAAUGUGUUGGGCUAAUAAGGAAUAAUGCCUCCUUUAGUCAGGAGCAGAGUCAAUACAAUCCAUACGGAGAGAUUAUCCCACAAGCUUUCCCUGCUCCAGAAGCCUGCACGUACAUAU